UCCCGGACGGAAUUAUGUCAGAAUCCGAUGGAGUUGUUAUCGAAGAACUGGACGAAAUGCAGGUGGACCCUCAGGAGCUUUCGCAGUUCGUCGAAGCCAGUUCCAUUCCACUACCGGGAGAGCCCGGUGCUUCAAUCAUCAUUCCACCACAGCGCAAAUUACGGUCUUCGGUUGCUUCAACUUCUUCCGCACCCUCCGAAUCGGAAACAGACGACGAAAAUCCCCAACAAAAUGAGCUAUGGAUUAAGAAGUUCGUUAGUGGAGAAAUCAGCUACUCCGAAUAUCAGGCAAAAAUGCAUCAGCCUAAUGAGCUAGAACUGGAAGAUGAAGAGAUGGGAAUGCGGAGAAAAUCCACCCGGAAGUCGGUAGGAUUCGAAAAGGACUACACGUCGUCGAGAAGGGAUGCACUGAAGGGUAACUUGCAGGGUCCUCAGCAAGUGAAGGUAGAAGGAAAAACAUCCAUGAAGCGCCACAAACGUUGCCUGCCGCCGGCUUUACAGGGAUUGAUGGGUCAAGCCAAUUUAUGUUACGCUAGAGGCGACACAGAGAUGGCCAAGCAGCUAUGCUUGGAGAUUGUACGCCAGGUUCCGUUGGCCCAUGAGCCCUUCAUUACGCUUGCCCAAAUCUAUGAAACGGAAGACCCAGAAAAGUUUUUGCAAUUUUCAUUGAUUGCUGCCCACUUAAAUCCGUCCGACGUAGAACAGUGGGUGCGGAUCGCGGAAAUAUCAGAGGAACAGGGUAAUCUCGAUCAGGCACUCACUUGCUACGCUAAAGCCAUUAAAACCGAUUCGCGGAACUUCGACUUGCGAAUGAAACGUGUUCAAUUGCUUGAGAAAAAAGGCGAAGAGAAAUUGGCUUUUAAAUGUUACUUUGCGAUGCUUCCAUACAUUCCGAAGGAAAGGGGAGAGUUUUUAGUUGAAACAGCAAAACGGCUGGCGAAAAAGUUUCAUGAAGAGAAUAACGUGCUGGCUGCGCUGGAAGCAAUGGAGCGAGCCUAUGGUACUGUGCCGGAGCUGUUCAGUGUGGAAAAUAUCAAUCUCUUUUUGGAACUGUUAAUUUCGAACGGCAGCUACCGGCGAGCGCUAGAGGUGCUGAUGGUACACGCCAAUGUUGAGGUAGAAGAAAUUAUGAACGACGACCAGGAUACGCCUUCGAUUCAUAACGUUGUCAUCCCGGAAUCGAUGAUCUUGGACUUUCGAACAAAACUGGCGGUAGUGUUGGUGCAUCUGAAAUGUGAGCAUCUGCUGGAGAUGGUGGUGACCAACGUACUGUCCAAUAUAAACGUAGAGGAAGCUGGGGACUGCUAUCUGGAUAUUGCAGAAUCAUUAAUGAAGGAAGAUCAGUACCAUAUUGCACUGAAGCUGCUGGUUCCGCUGGUGAAUAGUGAAAACUUUUCGCUCGCAGCUGUCUGGUUGCGGUACGCCGAUUGUUUGCGAGCUAUUGGGGAUUAUGACGAAUCGAUUAACGCCUAUCGGAAGGUCGUAUCUCUUGCGCAACAUUUAGAUGCCCGACUCACGUUAUCGGCACUGCUCAAACAACAAGGCAACUACGAGGAAGCGCUCAAAGCUCUUGAACAGGAUCCUGAAAUGGAAAUACUGGAUGCAGAGCUGCUCUACGAGCGAUGCCUCAUGCUUAAAGAGGUGGGGAAAUAUGAAGAAUUCUUAUCAGCAGGAUUUAUGCUUCUGAUGCGGCAUUGCAUUCCAUUGAAAAGCCGCUCCGAAAUGGGAGCAGCGAUUUCCAUCGUUCGCUACGGUGAAAUGAUAAGGGGAAUUCAGGAAAUCAAGGUUUCACGGCAGGAGCCUUACGACGAAGCCAUGCCCGAAUUUUCGCGUUCGGAGAACGAGCCGUCUGUCGAAACCGAAUGGGAGCUUGUGCUUAACCUUUUGGAAAUAGCAGACUACAUGAAAGACUAUUCGUAUUUUCAAAAAUUAGUAUUCACGCUGUGCACAGCGAAACGUUUUCAAAGCAACCGACAAGAGCUUUUGUGUCUGGCACUUUUCGCUUGUAUUUACAAUCGCGAUCCGACUUACGCGUACAAUUUGAUUCGUGAACGCGUCAACAGAGAGUGUAAAAGCAACAAUCCUCAACUGUGGAAUCUGUUUAAUUUGGUAAUCUCCGUAACGGGAGAUAUUCGCUACAACCGAUAUCUGAUGCGACUAUUCGAGCGUGUGCCAACCAUAGACAUAAAUGUCCGAACAUUACAAGCAAACUAUCACCUAAAUGCGGGAACGUACAAAUAUGCUUUGAAUGACUACACUCAAAUCUAUAAGGAAACUGGAAAUCCUCUGCACGCAAUGCUGAUUGCGGUCACACUGACGCAGAUCGCCUGUCAGAAGUUUACGAUCAAGAAACAAGCCAUAGCCUCGCAAGCUAUUGGGUUCAUCGAGAAGUAUCGCAAGGGACGACCAAGCGAACUGUCGAACGAGGUUCAUUACAACAUAGGGCGAAUGUAUCACCAGCUGGGAAUGCACAGCCUAGCUGUUGAGCACUACAAGCGAGCCCUACAGUUCAGCAGUGAUCUGGUUCGACUGAAUGCGGAGCAUUUGGAUUUACGGGCGGAGAUUGCAUUCAAUCUGGCCUGCAUCUAUCGAAGCAAUGGUAACUACGAGCUAGCGCGUAAGUACUUGUACGACUACAUUGAAAUGUAG
Messenger RNA from Sabethes cyaneus, 2648 nucleotides. RefSeq names its product general transcription factor 3C polypeptide 3. Gene Ontology annotation, cellular component: transcription factor TFIIIC complex. Bases 15 to 2648 code for a protein of 877 amino acids. Gene Ontology annotation, molecular function: protein binding. Gene Ontology annotation, biological process: transcription by RNA polymerase III. NCBI's taxonomy places the organism in Eukaryota, Metazoa, Arthropoda, Insecta, Diptera, Culicidae. The record is from RefSeq and is a predicted model, not a curated record. The transcript is spliced from 2 exons.